Molecule: messenger RNA, 740 nt
Organism: Hyaloscypha bicolor E
Lineage: Eukaryota; Fungi; Ascomycota; Leotiomycetes; Helotiales; Hyaloscyphaceae
Product: putative ATP synthase subunit 9, mitochondrial
Exons: 2
Coding region: 83-568 (161 amino acids)
Biological process (GO): proton transmembrane transport; proton motive force-driven ATP synthesis
Molecular function (GO): proton transmembrane transporter activity
Source: RefSeq, a predicted model, not a curated record
ACUUCACCUCCAUUCUCCCCUCAUUCUCUCCAGACUUUGCUCUCUUCCAAUCAUCUCCGCCCUUCUCACUCUCUCCUCUACAAUGGCUGCCACACGCAUGUUUGCCCCUAAGGUGGCCUCCCUCAUGGGCUCAACCUCUGCUAAGGUUGCCCGCCCUAUCCUUCGCAGCAGCGUCAAGGCCAAUGGCUCUCAACGGGCCUUCUCUGGCGUCUCAUCUGGCAUCCGCUCCAAUGCCCCCUUCCAAACCCUGAAGCGUCAACAAGCAUCUCAAAUCCUCAAUGCCACCACCCGCAACAUCAUGGGCCGUCAAACCGUCCGCCCAUUCUCCUCCGAAAUCGCCACAGCCAUGGUCCAAGUCUCCCAAAACUUGGGUAUGGGCUCAGCAGCCAUCGGUCUCGGUGGUGCCGGAAUCGGUAUCGGCAUGGUGUUCGCAGCUCUCCUGAUGGCCGUUGCCCGCAACCCAAGCAUGCGAGGACAACUCUUCGCGUACGCUAUUUUGGGUUUUGCCUUCGUUGAGGCUAUCGGUCUGUUCGAUCUCAUGGUUGCCAUGAUGUGCAAGUACGUGUAGAUUCAUAGAUGGGAACGGCACCGGCAUGAGAUGAUUGUAGGAGAAUAGAAGGGUGCAAAAUAGACAUAGAACAUAGACGGCACGGGCAUAAAAUAGACUGUACAGUACUGUUCUAGAAGCAUUAGAUUCAUGAAUGCAUAUUAGCGGAUAGGUUUCACACAUGGGAAUAGAA